Zeugodacus cucurbitae (melon fly) is the source of this 2968-nucleotide messenger RNA. Its product is annotated as protein toll-like. NCBI's taxonomy places the organism in Eukaryota, Metazoa, Arthropoda, Insecta, Diptera, Tephritidae. The transcript has a single exon. Gene Ontology annotation, molecular function: protein binding; transmembrane signaling receptor activity. The record is from RefSeq and is a predicted model, not a curated record. Bases 21 to 2615 code for a protein of 864 amino acids. Gene Ontology annotation, cellular component: membrane. Gene Ontology annotation, biological process: innate immune response; toll-like receptor signaling pathway.
UUAAAUUAAAACUAUUAAAUAUGUAUAUAAAGCGCGCUUAUAUACUAAGUGGUCUAAUAUUAAACACCUUUUUUGUGUUGGGCCUGGCUGCCGAAUCGAACUUAAUCGAACUUAUCGAUCAAUCGCUUCACCCUGAGCAUUGCCCUUCGUAUGAAGGAAUCUCUUGUUCAUGUUAUUUCAGUGCUUUUUGUGAAAUUAACGAGGAAUUCAGCGAUAUUUACGUGAGCUUAGAUUCAAAGGGGCGCCAAAUGUUAGUGGUUUGUCCAAGAGAAACAAAACUAAAUAUUAAUUUGCUGAACAACUCAAGUUAUUUGGAAGCGAAAAAUUGCAAAGACAUAUAUAUAGAACAUGCUUUGAAACGACAACGUAUAUAUAUAGAUGAACUGAAUAAACUAAUUUUGAUCUAUAAUUCGCAACUUGCUGUUACAAAUAUUGAACUUAUAUUUCAAAAUAUUCUUAAACUACAAAUAAUUGUAAAAUCCACAGAUGAGAUUGACUUUACACCAUUUGAAUUCGAUUUUAUAGACUUAGAUGCGAAAGUUCUUUCGCUUUACGUACAAAGUUCAAAGAAUAAGCGCACCUUGACGCAGGACUAUUUUCGACACUUCGCCGAGAUCAGACAACUUGAUUUAGACAGAAAUAAUAUGCCAGUGUUGGACUCAAAUCUCCUUGAACCACUUACUCAAUUAAAUUACCUGAAUUUGAGCAGCAAUGAAAUUAGUGAAUUGCCAUCGAAACUAUUUGAAAAGCAGCGUAAACUUAUAAUACUGGAUCUUAGUUACAAUUUAUUGACACAUCUACCACCAAAACUCUUCACCCAAACAGUUUUACUGAAGCAGUUGAAACUGAAUGGCAAUGGUUUGCACCACACCGAAAAUCUUAUGGCAACUCUAGAACCGUUGCAUUAUCUACAUUGGCUAGACUUAAGCGAGAACAAGCUGAAAACUAUUUUAUGGGAGAAAUUAUUACCAAAUUUCAGUCCCGAUAUACCUUUGGUUUUGGAACCAGAUCUCGAUUACAGCAGUAUGUUGCAAAAUUACACACGAAACCAAAAGCUUAAUGUGACGCUAGUCGAUUUGAGUCACAAUCGUUUGUGCGAGUUUGAUAUGGAUUGGCUAAUUAAAGCUGGCAUUAAACGCGAUUUUCGCAUAAACUUAGCGCAUAAUUCUAUUAAAAGCAUAUACACCUUAACAAAUUUACCAAAUACAAUUGACAAUUUUGUGCGCGAAAUCAAAAUGGCCGGCAAUCCUGUUGUGUGCGAUUGCAGCUUAGCUUGGAUUUACAAAUCUAAUUAUCGCGCGCUUUUUACUGGUUUGCAGUGUAAACAGACGUCAAAUGAACUACUAACGGAUGUCGCACAGUUACGACGCGAUGAGCUGUGCGCUUGGCAACCGAUAUUUUGUCCCACAAACUGCGACUGUUACGCACAAUCCGACUUCCUGACCAUCAAUUGUAACGGUAGACACCUCGACGUUAUCGACAAGCUGCCACGCCCCGAACAAGUUAAUCGCACGAGUUCAAUACUCGAUAUUAGUGUUAAUCAGCUGACUUUUUUGCCGCCAAACACCACCUUCGGCUAUGCCAACGUUACGCAACUCAACGCCUCAUACAAUCGAAUCACAAAUGUCAGCAUUUUCCAACUGCCUGCCAAUUUAACGGUUUUAGAUCUAUGUAGUAACCGUUUAACGGCUUUAAGUGCUGAUUUGUUGCACGCUCUACUCAAUGACAGCGACAAACUACAGUUUUUGUAUCUGAGUGGAAAUGAUUGGUGGUGCAAUUGUUCUGUGGAGCAUUUGUUGUACACCGUCCGUGCACAACAGCGACGUAUACCCGAUGUCGAGUUGCUAGACUGUGUUAAUCUACAAAGUGUUUCACUGCUCACCGCAAAAGUGGACGAUUUGUGCAAAGUUGUGGUUAACGGUGAAGGUUCGCCAUUUGUGAUCGCAAGUGUCACAACCGCAACAGUAGUCAUUAUUAUUUCACUGCUGUUUAUCGCACUAUUUUAUAAAUAUAAUAUGGAAGUGAAAGUCUGGCUACAUGCUCACAAUAUAUUGACCUGUUGUAUACAUGAAUCCGAAUUGGAUAGGAAUAAAAAAUUCGAUGCUUUCAUAUCGUAUGCCCAUCAAGAUGCUGACUUCGUCAACCAUACCCUACUGCCGCGACUUGAAGAGUGUGAAGAUCCACCAUUUCUUAUAUGCACACACGAACGUAAUUGGCUGCCGGGGGCCUAUAUACCGGAACAAAUUAUCGAAUCGGUCGAUCAGUCGCGUCGCACGAUCAUAGUGCUGUCGCAUCACUUCAUCGAAUCGGAUUGGGCGCGCAUGGAGUUUCGCACAGCGCAUCAGAGCUCGUUGAAUGAGGGUCGUACGCGCAUAAUUAUUGUGAAAUACGGUGAAAUUACGAACAACGAGUUAUUGGAUAAGGAAUUGCGGGCAUAUUUGCAGAUGAAUACUUACUUGGAUUGGGAAGAUACCAGAUUUUGGGAAAAAUUACGCUAUGCUAUGCCACAUAAAGGGGUGGGUAGAGAACGGAAUACCGAUAUGCUGGAAGUAAAUGGACGAAUGUAUGUUAUGGGACAAGCUGAGUUGAGUGAUUUCCGUGAAGAGAGUGUCUAAAUACCACAAAGGAAGGAGAUACUUGGUAAAGUACAUUUGUAAUCAAAUAAUUUAAUAAAUUCUAUUGUAUACUUAAUACAAAAAAUAUACAUCAUUUUAAUAAAAUUAAUGGAUAUAUACAUAUUUAAAUUAAAACCACCAAUAUUAAUUUAAUACUGACGGAAAUUCAUUUUCAUUAUUAUGCACAGAAUUUCAUCUCUACUCUUCAGCCUGAACAUUUUGGUGUAUAUACUGUAGAUAGUUUAGUUUGGUAUUACAAACAACCGUUGUGAAGAAAACUGUUAUACAUUCCUUACAACAUAUUGCGAAAGUGUAAACGUAUUGCUCCCGCGGUACUUCGGUUAAUCGUUCAA